GGAUUUUACCAUUGUGUUACCAAUCUUUACUUUAAUGGGUCCAUUAUUGAUGUAUUGUGCUUAGAUCAAUUCAGAUCGAUUUUUUUUUAAACCCAGUCCUACUUUCAGGUGCACCUUGUGGUUUGAAAAAUAGGGUGAAGUCAGACGUUGCGGUUCCUUUUGGGUCGUACUCAGUGAAAAAUCGACCCAAGUGUUGAAGGUUGCAGAUGUUUGGACCAUACUCUAAGUAAAGCAACAUGAUUUGUGUGUCCAUUUUCCUGCUGCUGACCCUCAGCAGAGCGGGGCUGUGCUCCCUGCAGGAGAAGCAGAACGACUUCGGCCUGAAGGUCUUCUCUCAGGUGGCUGAGGACUCUGUGGAUCAGAACCUGGCCUUGUCUCCGUACGGCGUGGCCUCCGUCGUGGCCAUGGCUCAGAUUGGCGCUGACGGAGACACUUACAGGGCCUUGACUGCAGCCAUGGGCUUUUCUCUGAGAGAUCGCGGGAUGCCUCGGCAGCAGCGCUUCCUGCAACGGGACCUGGCCAGUGAGGAGGGGGUCAAUAUCGCCAGUGGGGUGAUGGUGGAAAGAAAGAUGAGCCUGGAAAAGGGGUACCGCCGGGCCCUGGCCAAGACCUUCCAGACCCACCCCCACCAGGUGGACUUCACAAAGUCGGACGAGGCCGUCAACAUCAUCAACGCCUGGGUCUCUGACCACACUGCAGGUUCCAUCCAGGACUUCUUGGCGUCUGGAUCUUUGAGUGACGAGACCCGCAUGGUCCUCCUGAAUGCCCUCCAUUUCCAGGGCCUUUGGAAGGUCCCCUUCAACCCCAAACUGACACAGGAGAGGAUGUUCCACUGUGCCAACGGCAGCAAGGUGCCCGUGCCGAUGAUGAGACUUACAAACCGCUUCAACUAUGGAGAGUUUGUGACUCCUGAAGGGCUGGACUACGAUGUGAUUGAAGUGCCGUAUGAGGGCGACACGCUGAGCAUGCUGCUGGUGUCCCCCUUUGAGCACGAUGUCCCACUGGGCAGGCUCAGUGCAGAUCUGAGCAGCCAGAAGAUCAGGCAGUGGAGGUCCGGGAUGAGGAAAGUGAACCGGCAGCUGGCCAUGCCGAGGUUUUCUCUGAACUCUGAACUGAACAUGAAGACUGCUCUGAACAAGAUGGGACUGGGAGACAUGUUCAACCUGGCCACGGCCGACUUCACACGGAUUACCUCGGAUGAGAGGCUCUGCGUGUCCAAAGUCCUGCAGAGAGUAACGAUUGAAGUGAACGAGCAAGGAACCAAGGCAGCAGCUGCUACAGCUGCAGUGAUGUUCUCUCGCAUGGCCGUGGAGGAGAUCACCCUGGACCGACCAUUCCUCUUUCUCAUUCAGCACAAGGCCACAGGUGUUGUUCUCUUCAUGGGUCACUUCAACCAUCCAGAACACCAAUGAUUUUCACGAUGCUCUGCUGUCGUCCCACUGUGUGAGACUCCUGCUGCUCAGAACUCAUGUUCAGGACUCGACACAAGACUCCGAGAAUCCGCCUCCCCCGAGUUUUCCUCAUGAACAAAAGCUGAAACCACAUUUGUUCAACACUGACUGAGACUUUGACGAGAGUUUGUUUGUUUACUGUUAAUUUAUUUAUAUGAAGUUUUAUUUUUUAAGAAGAUGAAAGAAAGAAACUUUACGAGAACAAAAUGUUGACACUGAUUCCCCACAUUUGUACAGAUGAUAUUUGACCAAACUUUAAGUGUCAUGUGUAUUUUUGUUGUUUCCUACAAAGCUUCAUCUGUAUUUUUGCUGGUUUUUUUAUAUUUAUUAAAGUUUUAUGAAUUUGCA
Oryzias melastigma (Indian medaka) is the source of this 1799-nucleotide messenger RNA. RefSeq names its product serpin peptidase inhibitor, clade E (nexin, plasminogen activator inhibitor type 1), member 1 (gene serpine1). The coding region runs from base 237 to 1412 and encodes 391 amino acids. The record is from RefSeq and is a predicted model, not a curated record. Gene Ontology annotation, molecular function: serine-type endopeptidase inhibitor activity. The transcript has 10 exons. NCBI's taxonomy places the organism in Eukaryota, Metazoa, Chordata, Actinopteri, Beloniformes, Adrianichthyidae. Gene Ontology annotation, biological process: negative regulation of plasminogen activation; negative regulation of vascular wound healing; negative regulation of endopeptidase activity.